Nannospalax galili (Upper Galilee mountains blind mole rat) is the source of this 2010-nucleotide messenger RNA. It is a transcript of the gene Vapb, whose product is annotated as VAMP associated protein B and C. Gene Ontology annotation, molecular function: FFAT motif binding. The transcript is spliced from 6 exons. Gene Ontology annotation, cellular component: plasma membrane; endoplasmic reticulum membrane. Gene Ontology annotation, biological process: endoplasmic reticulum membrane organization. The coding region runs from base 37 to 771 and encodes 244 amino acids. NCBI's taxonomy places the organism in Eukaryota, Metazoa, Chordata, Mammalia, Rodentia, Spalacidae. The record is from RefSeq and is a predicted model, not a curated record.
CCCCGCCCACGCCGCCGCCCCCGACGGGCCGGGACCAUGGCGAAAGUGGAGCAGGUCCUGAGCCUUGAGCCGCAGCACGAGCUCAAGUUCCGAGGUCCCUUCACUGAUGUUGUCACCACCAACCUAAAGCUUGGCAACCCAACUGACCGAAAUGUGUGUUUUAAAGUGAAGACCACAGCACCUCGUAGGUACUGUGUGCGGCCCAACAGUGGGGUCAUUGAUGCUGGUGCCUCUAUCAACGUAUCUGUGAUGUUACAGCCUUUCGAUUAUGACCCCAAUGAGAAAAGUAAACACAAGUUUAUGGUUCAGUCUAUGUUUGCUCCACCUGACACUUCUGAUAUGGAGGCCGUAUGGAAGGAGGCAAAACCGGAAGACCUUAUGGACUCCAAACUUCGAUGUGUGUUCGAAUUGCCAGCAGAAAACGACAAACCACAUGAUAUCGAAAUAAAUAAAACGAUACCCACGAGUGCAUCCAAGACAGAAACGGCAGUAGUGACGGCCAAGUCCCUGACUUCGUCCCUGGAUGAUGCCGAGGUGAAGAGGGUGAUGGACGAGUACAAGCGGCUGCAGGAGGAGGUGCAGAGGCUGAGGGAGGAGAGCAGGCAGCUCAAGGAAGAAGAUGGGCUUCGGAUGAGGAAGGCACUGCAGAGCAACAGCCCCAUGGCCACACUGGCUGCCACCGGGAAGGAGGAAGGCCUCAGCACCCGGCUGCUGGCUCUGGUGGUUUUGUUCUUUAUUGUGGGUGUCAUUAUAGGGAAGAUUGCCUUGUAGAGGCCGCAUGCAGAGGAUGGCAAAUUGGAUUGAUGGAUCCACCACAUCAUGAGAUUUAAAUUUAUCAUAAUCAUGCGUAAAAAGAAAUUAAUGUAUGAUGACAUCUCACAGGUCUUGCCUUUAAAUACCCCUCCCCACGCACACACACACAAAUGCACACACAAAUAUAGCAUAAUAUAACAAUCUUUUAGGAAGUUAAAAAUGUAUAAUAAAUGGAUGGGGGAAGAAUGAUCUGCUAAUGACAAGAGACACCAUACUUAAUGCCGCAGUGGCAUAUUGUAGCUGUCACGUUAAUCAUGGGUAGACCUUGGCACGUGCUGCUGGAUCACCAUCUUAAAGCAAGACUCUCUUCCUCACCUGCUGGGGCUGGCCCGUGGGAGCAGGAGCCCAGUGCGGUGAGGCGGGCUGUCCACUCCACAUUCACCCCAUGCUGCCUGCUCCCACCUAGGCGGCUCCCCCAGGUCUGCAGUUCUGUGUAAGCCAUCGGUUCCUCAGGAUCACAGAGCUGCAGAAUCCAAAAAGCAUAGCACGGUGGCCACAUCUCAUGUGUCGUUGGUCGUGAUUAAGAGGCACGUGUGGACUGACCCAACCAACCCUCGGCAAUCAAAGUCUGUGCUUUGUUCUCUUAAAGGGACCAAGCUAAAUUACUGUUGGUUCAUGUAGUGAAACUGAGCUGUUACCAGAGACGUGCGCUGCGUAUUUAACUUAUUUAAUGUAUCUCAUCUCGUGUUCUCAUUGUCAAGAGUAGUCAGAGCUGCGGAGCUGGAAGUCACCUGUGCUGCAGAGCCCCAGUGGCGGGCUGGCACUACUGUGGACACUGGGGCUCUCUGCAGGCUCUGGGUACGGGGAGGGUCUGUCCAAGUGUUGGGGGAUAGUGUCCAGGAAGCAUUUUCUGUAUUGAUCAGUAGGAGCUGUCCUGGGGUGGGACAUUCUUUGCAGUGACAGUCGGCUCUGGGCUACCCAGCCUUCUAGAUUGCUCUUUCACUCUCAGCCAUCCUCAUCCUUCCAGCACACAGGCCAGGUCUGACCUGUUGUCCUCAGGACGAAUGAGUUGGGCUGCCCGAGUGAGGGGCACGGAGGUGGGUGGGGAGUGGGUGGGCUCCUUAGCAAAUCCAUCUGCUGGCAAGGAGAGUCUUGACUGUGAAUUAAUUUCAUGCCGUAAAAGACCAAUCCAAUUCUGUUCAACUAUGUAGCAUCUUAAAAAGAAGAAAUUAAAAUAAAGCCCCAAAAUUACAAGUU